Cladocopium goreaui is the source of this 408-nucleotide messenger RNA. The record is from the annotation of a GenBank genome assembly. Lineage: Eukaryota; Dinophyceae; Suessiales; Symbiodiniaceae.
AUGGUGUGGAUGAAAGAUGACAUGAAGUUUGUGAAGAAGAAACCAAAAAGCUUCAAGGCUGUGUAUGAGGACAACCCCAAGGGCCCUACUGCUUUGAAGCAUCCCUUGAUGCCAUGGCCUCCUGGAACCGCCAAAGGAGAGUCCAAGGGCCGAAAGCAGGACCAUACGAAGAAGGUCAACAAGAAGAAUGACAACAUGGAUGAGAAUACUGUGCAGUACAGUGUGGACAGCGCAGGCGUCCCAUACCCAAGAAGCUUGUGGGAAGCUACUGUGGAGUACCACGACUACGUGCAGUGGAAUGAAUCUUUUGGCGUGCCAGUUGACACUUUCGAUGUCUUCUUGAACGACUACCCCAAGGCAGUGAAAGACAAUAUUAUGAAAGAGUAUGCCGAGGACUCUAAAAAAUGA